This is a messenger RNA of Prorocentrum cordatum, 525 nucleotides long. The record is from the annotation of a GenBank genome assembly. Lineage: Eukaryota; Dinophyceae; Prorocentrales; Prorocentraceae.
GUGGAAGCUGCAGAGGAGGCGUCCGAGCCAACCAAGCUCGACGCAGCGCAAGAGACGCUGGGGCACCCAGAGGUGCCGCCAGAGGACGUCCAGCAGGAGCACGAGGUCUACCAGCAGCCAGCCCCGCAGCAGGCGGAGCCCGUGACCGAGGAGGCGCUGCAGGAGGAGACGCCCGAGCAGCCCGCAGCUCGGCCCGAGGAGGCCCUGGAGCCCCCUCCGCAGGCAGAGCCCGUGGAGGCGGCGGCGGUGGAGGCCGACGGGGCCCCUGCGACGCCCGAGGAGGCGCGGGAGGCCCCCGGGCAGCCGGCCGCGCCGCCCGAGGAGGCGCCGGCGGCGGCUCCGCGGGCGGAGGCGGCAGCCGAGGAGGUGGCGGAGGCCGUGGAGCAGCCGGCGCCUCCCGCGGAGCUGGAGGCGCCGAGCGAGGAGGCGCAGGGCCUGCGCCAGGAGCUGCUGCGCCUGCAGGCCGCGCUCCGGGACGCGCAGGCGGCCGAGGCCGCGCUGCGGCAGGACUUCCAGCGGUCCCAG